This is a messenger RNA of Cucurbita moschata (crookneck pumpkin), 630 nucleotides long. RefSeq names its product prefoldin subunit 6-like. The transcript has 5 exons. NCBI's taxonomy places the organism in Eukaryota, Viridiplantae, Streptophyta, Magnoliopsida, Cucurbitales, Cucurbitaceae. Bases 76 to 468 code for a protein of 130 amino acids. Gene Ontology annotation, cellular component: cytoplasm; prefoldin complex. Gene Ontology annotation, molecular function: protein-folding chaperone binding. The record is from RefSeq and is a predicted model, not a curated record. Gene Ontology annotation, biological process: chaperone-mediated protein complex assembly; protein folding.
AAUUUAACCUCAUCUUCGAAUCUCCCAACAGAUUUCCGCGCGUAGGUAGCAAAGGAAGUCGACGAUCCGGUCAGUAUGAGUUCCACAACCGUUCUUCGAGAGCUACAACGCGAGCUUGAGUCGAAAGCCAACGAUCUCAGCAAGCUACAAAAAGAUAUUGCGAAGAAUCACCAAGUGAGGAAGAAAUACACUAUUCAACUUGGUGAGAACGAGCUCGUCCUCAAGGAAUUGGAUCUACUCAGAGAUGACGCAAAUGUAUUUAAACUGAUUGGUCCAGUGCUCGUGAAGCAGGAUCUGGCAGAAGCAAAUGCAAACGUGCGCAAGAGAAUUGAUUACAUCUCUGCAGAAUUGAAACGUCUGGAUUCAGCCCUUCAAGAUUUGGAAGAGAAGCAAAAUAGCAAGAGAGACGCUAUAUUGAAGUUACAGCAGAGGAGUCAAUCUCUGCAGGCUGGAAAAGCUAAAGCGUAACAUGUUCGGUUGUUUUUUUAGAUGUACGUCCUGAACUUCUGUUUAUUUUUUUGCAAUCUCUCUUGUACCAGUUAAAGAUGCACUGCUCACCCAAAAGCUUGACAAUAUUUAGUUAAUUCAAUUUUUAUAAUAGAUUUGUGCCUUGCAUCUGUUGAACUUUUA